GUGUGUGUAUUGUGUGUAAUGUGGAAACAGGUAUCCCUCAAUGCGUUCCUGAAAAACAGCGGACUCAAUCACAUGGAUCAGAGACACUCGGCACAACCUGAUGCUAAAAGACACCAAUGUGGGCAGUGUCUGUACAGCACGGAUCACAUUGGCAACAUGAAGAAUCAUGAGAGGACACACACUGGAGAAAGGCCCUUCAAGUGCCCCACGUGUGGGAAGGGAUUUUCCGAGGCAGGAUCUCUUAAUGUUCAUCAGAGAACACACACAGGUGAGAAGCCCUUCAAGUGCACUGUGUGUGUGAAAACAUUCACAAAUUCAGGAAAUCUUAUUAUUCACCAGAGAACGCACACAGGCGAGAAGCCCUUCAAUUGUACUGUGUGUGGGAAGGCAUUUACCCGGUCAGGAUAUCUUAAUAUUCACCAGAGAACACACACAGGCGAAAAGCCCUUCAAGUGCACUGUGUGUGGGAAAGCGUUUAACCAGUCAGGAUCUCUUCGUAUUCACCAGAAAUCUCACACAGGUGAAAAGCCCUUCAAAUGCACUGUGUGUGGAAAGGCAUUUACAUGGCCAGCAGAUCUUCAUAUUCACAAGAGAACACACACAGGCGAGAAGCCCUUCAAGUGCUCUGUGUGUGGGGACACAUUUAUAAAGUCUUCACAUCUUUGCAAUCAUCAAAGAAUACAUACAGGAAAAAAACCCUUCAAGUGCACUGUGUGUGGUAAAGCAUUUGCACGGUCAGGAGUCCGGAACAAGCAUGAGAAGAUCCACAAGGAGAAAAAAGUAAAAUCACCAAGUGAAAUUCAGAGUGUUGCAAUGAGCUUAUCUAUCAUGAAACAAGAACCAGAAGAAAACUCCAGCUUUGCAUCGUGGCCAGAAGUAAAGGUGAAAUGUGAAGAAGUGAAGCUGGAAUGUGAAGAAAUGAAGCUGGAAUGUGAAGAAGUGAAGGUGGAAUGUGAAAUAUUGAAGGUGAAAAGUGAAGUGAAAUGUGAAGAUGAAGAUUCGACUUCAGGACCCGACCUCCAGGUGCAUGGCAGCAACGUGAAGCAGGAGGAGGAUUCGGACUGUAAGGGAGAGGGAGGCGAUCCCCAGAAGUUUGUGGAUGUGGAGGUGUGGGUCGACUUUUUGGAAAAAGCAGAAUAGGAGGGCCCUGCACAUGUGAAGUGUAGUCUGGGAAGAUCUGUAACCAAGAGUGUGACACAAAGAAGUUCCAUAGCAUUCACCUUAUUUACAGACUCGGCAGCACCGAGCCAGUUAUCAUAACCUGGGGCAAAACCCUUGGCAGGGAUUAACUAUGAAACUCAAAUAUGCUUGUCCAGUUUAUCAUAGUAUGAGGCAAAGGCCCUGAACAAUCAGUGACUGGCAAGGAAUGUGGACCAGGGUAUAAGAGACGAGAGCAAGAGAGAUGAGUUCUGGAUGUGGAGUGCUGAAGCCUGGUGAUAACGAUUCUGGUGAGACAGCUGACGUGAAGGGGCCUUCUCAACACAUUGCCCCAGCGGUCUCCAGAGAGGUCCAUCCCUCAUUGGGGAUAGUUGCGCGGCUCUCCACCAAGCUCGCCACGUCUCCCCACCAAGCUCGCCACGUCUCCGUUUGCGACGGUCAUGGCCAGGAGGUGCGCUGCAGACACUGGAAGCCGGGGCCCAUCAGGAGGAGAGCACGGAGGACUAUCAGCCACCACCGUUGCAGGUGGAGGUUGCGACCCCUCGGCAGUGCCUCUCGGGCCUGCGAGCAGGGGCCACUGAGUUCAACCCACAGUGAUUGGAUGGAGUUUGUUAGGUGAUUCAGAUCUGCGUAUCAAGCUCAGGACUGGCGGGAAGCUGAGUCUUUGAAAUCGCUUCCCACUGUCCUCAACGAUGAAGCUCUCAGCAUCUGGAAAGGAAUCUCCCCGGCGAAGAAGGCCAAUUCAAAGGCCAAUUCGAUUCCAAGUCAGCACUGGCUUAUUGGGGAAUCAUCAUGCUCGCCGGAAAAGCCUUCCCAAAAGUCGACGAAGAGAACAUCGACUGCAUGGUAGCCGAGCGUCUUGUUAGUUACACCAGGAGGGCUGAUAUCCUCCUGUCCAUCGCAAGUGCAGAUGACAGUACUUCUCUAUGGGUCGCUCAGAAUAUACGAGAGUAUGAAGACCGAAGGUGCCCAGUCCAGAUCCUAGCCCAAGUUGGCAAGGUGACAAGCACAGCAACAGGGGUUGGAAGGCACAAGGCAACACCCGAUGCUGCAGCUUCCAUCUGGAGAUUGGUCUGCAGUGCAGAGGGAGCCGACACAUCACCCAUGAAGAUGGCCGUCAAGGAACUCGGAGACCCGAAGCCAGAGCCGGGGUCCAGUAAUCUACCACUGCUAUGGCCAAGGAGGCCACAUCGUCAUCGGGUGCCAAACAGAUUCUGCUCCACCUGGGUUUUCUUCUCGUGAACCAUGGCCGACUACUUCUGCAGGUGGAACCCAGGCGAGUUGUGGCACCUCAGGCCCCCAGCGACAUUCACCACAUUCACAAUCACAGGGUCCCACGAGCCAUACCAGACACCAAUAAGGCAUCACCUACAUGGCCAGGAUCAAUACCCCAUGAUGAACCUAAUCAUCCAUGGCCCGUGUCGAGGACUCGGUGGCGCAAGUUAGCCAGAUGGUUGGUGUGACCUCGGGGACAUCACUGUUCACAGGCUUCGUGGGAGGGGUCAAUGUAUGGAUUCUGGUAGACACAGGGGCAGCGGCGACCAUUAUGUCCAAAAACUACACCCUGUAUACACCCAAUACAUAGCAGCUAAGGGGUGGUCUAUGGGAAUACUGGGGCAGGUGGAGGCUCAGUGUGCAUUGGAGGACUGUCCUUUGCAGGACCGAUUUUGGUCUCCAGCACACGGUGCCCUGCCUAUUAAGGACAGAUUUUCGAAGGAGAAUACCCCUAAAAAUAUUCACAGCAGAGGGGUGUCAACGCCCAUCAGAUACUGCCUCUAUUUUUUAAAACCAACGAAGCAAAGGACAGCAAAUCCGCAGUACAUGCUCUCGUAAGUCAGGACAUAACCCUUCCCCCUUAAGCACAAACACUCCACUGCGCUGCCGCACACCUCUCACCACAAACUAAUCACACUCACACCUCAUCGUUAUGCCGGUCACCAAAACCAUUGAACACCAUGCGUUGAUAGCUGCAGAUACAUUACUGAGAAGGGAUAAACAACUAUUUAUGCAGGUUCGUAAUACCACUAAGACGCGCACUAAGGUACAUGCAGGGACACUGAUUGCAACCAUACUUACUGGGCUCCACAGUCACUGGCCCGCCACAGUAGGGGCCGUUCAACAACCAGAAUCCAAAUACAAUGAUGGAUGGAUGGACACUAUGUCCUUGUGGAACGCAGAGGUAGCUGUACAGGAAUUGAACCACCUUCACCAAUUAUUGCACGAGUAUUUAGACAUUUUUAGCUGGUGCACUUAUGACAUUGGACGGACCUCUGUCCUCAAACACCACAUCAAGACAGGAGACGCUGCUCCGAUUUGAUUAAAUUCCCACAGGAUGAGCCCCAAGGAAAAGGCACAAAUCCAAGAGUGUGCAGGAAUUACUCUAGGCAAAAAUUACCUGGGGUACUGGUGAAAAAAUCUAAUGGGUCCUCCCAAUUCUGUUUUGACUUCUUGUGCCUCAACAACAUCACUCUAGUGGAUGCAUAUCCCUUCCCAAGGAUAGACGGCUCUCUGGACACCUUCUCUGGGCCCACAUUUUUCAGCACCUUGUCCUGCAGAUUUUGGCAAAUGCCACGAGCGAGCAA
This is a messenger RNA of Petromyzon marinus (sea lamprey), 3740 nucleotides long. RefSeq lists its product as uncharacterized. Gene Ontology annotation, molecular function: RNA polymerase II transcription regulatory region sequence-specific DNA binding; DNA-binding transcription factor activity, RNA polymerase II-specific. The record is from RefSeq and is a predicted model, not a curated record. Gene Ontology annotation, biological process: regulation of transcription by RNA polymerase II. NCBI's taxonomy places the organism in Eukaryota, Metazoa, Chordata, Hyperoartia, Petromyzontiformes, Petromyzontidae. Gene Ontology annotation, cellular component: nucleus.